CACGCUUCUUCCUUCUCCAUCACUUACUGCGGUUGUGAACUUCAUCAUACAUCACAGCUUCUUCUGUCUUUCGUCUAGCCAUUUUGCGCGCUUCUAUGCCUUGAGCAGCUUUCUCUUGCUCGGUAUUGCUUCUAUUCAGUCUUACCAUCUAAUUGUCCCCGCGACAUUGGCUAUUCGGCGCGUCGCCUCCAGCCAUUGCGGCGCCAUCGUGAAUCUACUUUUUCUUCUCGACUCCCGUCCCGGAAACCGCGCCCGACGCGUCCCAGGGCAGUCAUGGAGGCCGACUCAGUACACAACCGCUACCGCUCUCGCAUUCUGCGGGAAAUGAACGCAAACCGCGACAACCCAUUCAACUCCCCGCCUUCAUCGACGGGCUCCCACGGCACCGUCAGCCCAACCAUGUCCUCCGUCUUCUCAGAACCCGACGGAGAAUCCACCCGCAGGCUCAACGAGGAUAUUGCUCGCAUCAUCGGUCCUACCGGUGGGAAGAUUCAAGUCGACUUGGAUGCUGCCCACCGCAAGUGGCCCGAAUUCUAUGGCAAGCCCAAGGCCAACGUCGAAGCAAAACAGAACCGUCCCGCUCCCAAGCCCACGGGCUCAUUGCGUCACAAGGACACCGUCUCCCACAAGGCUAUCGUCCAGAAGUAUCUGUCCAACAUGGACGACGAUGACUCGACGGACAUGACUUGGCAGGGUUCUAAGCGGACGCGUGCUGAAAUGCAGCCCCGCGUCGAGGACAACGAGUCUGACAUGUCAGCCAACAUUUCCAAGUCACCUUUCCGAUUCGAUAUCAAUGCCGAUAGUUUCAAGUUCAACCCUCAACAGCAGAUGGGCCGUAGUCCCUUGGCAAGAGGCCACGCUCGAUCAGCAUCUGGCAACCACAAGUCAGCACGACGAUCUUCCUACGCCGCCAACACAGACCGACGGAAGUCAGACUUCCUGGCACCCCCCACACAAGCCACGCCGAAGCAUACCCCAGCCGAGAACGUUCCUACGAACAAGUCUACCCCAGUCACAUUCAACACGAUUCGAAGCACGUUCCCUUCGCCGGCCACUACCGAUAGCCCGGCACAGAAUGGCGCCACGUCCCGCUCUUUCUUCAUGCCCGAUAUCUCUCACCUUAACGACUUCAUUUCCGGCAACUUGCGCUUCAACGGUGCAGUGAAGAAUGGUGUCCCCGUCUUCGUGAAGAACGGGCAAGUGCGGGACCGCAUUGAUACCCUGCCGCCUAACGAUCAUGCCGAGGUUGACGGCCUUGCGAUUCCCGAAGAUGAAGAGAAGAUUUUCGUGUCGAUGGAUAUGAUCCGGAACGAGAUUUGCAACCUUCAGGAGCAUGAUGAUUUGGUUCAGCAGCAUGCAGUGGAACUCGAGAAUCAGGUGGACCAUCUCCAGACCGAAUUGAAGCGCAUCAAGGGCCGCAAGUCUAUCGAUAGUGCCCUCGGAUCCCGGACAGGCUCGGAGCCCGAGACAGCUGGCGAGGAGCGCUACCAGACACAGAAGCUGAGUAAGUAUCGUUAGACACCUUGUUGAAGUACCAUCUAACCAGUAACAGAGUUGGAGUCGCAGGUGACAUCUUUGCAAGCACGCUUGGACCAGGCAAGC
Molecule: messenger RNA, 1602 nt
Organism: Colletotrichum godetiae
Lineage: Eukaryota; Fungi; Ascomycota; Sordariomycetes; Glomerellales; Glomerellaceae
Exons: 1
Coding region: 274-1518 (414 amino acids)
Source: RefSeq, a predicted model, not a curated record